GUUCAGUGGAGCUCCGGGGAAGAGAGACAGCUUGGAGAAGGCCGGGGGCUGCGCGCGCACCCGCCUCUCGCUCAGCCGGCUUGGGCCCUCUGCGGUGGCGGCCAGGUGACAGCUGGGCCGGGCCUCCGCGUGUCGCCGCCCCUCCCCCCCGGCCGGGCCGGUGCCGCUGCGAGGUUCGAUGCCAGUCGGGCACGUCCGGGGCAGUUUUUGACUCCCCUGUGGCCCGGAUUGCGACAGUCCCUCCGUGCCCUAUCGCUGCUCCAGCCCCAGGAUGCAGAAUGUGAUCAACACGGUGAAGGGAAAGGCUCUGGAAGUGGCCGAGUACCUGACCCCGGUCCUCAAGGAAUCAAAAUUUAAGGAAACGGGUGUAAUCACCCCAGAAGAGUUUGUGGCAGCUGGAGAUCACUUAGUCCACCACUGUCCAACAUGGCAAUGGGCUACAGGGGAAGAAUUGAAAGUGAAGGCAUAUCUUCCGACAGACAAACAAUUUUUGGUAACCAAAAAUGUUCCAUGCUACAAGCGGUGUAAACAGAUGGAGUAUUCGGAUGAAUUGGAAGCUAUCAUUGAAGAAGAUGAUGGUGAUGGGGGAUGGGUAGAUACAUAUCACAACACAGGUAUUACAGGAAUUACUGAAGCAGUUAAGGAGAUUACACUGGAAAGCAAGGACAGUAUAAAACUCCAAGAUUGCUCAGCACUGUGUGAUGAAGAAGACGAGGAAGAUGAAGGGGAAGCUGCAGACAUGGAAGAAUAUGAAGAGAGUGGAUUGUUGGAAACAGAUGAGGCUACCCUAGACACAAGGAAAAUAGUGGAAGCCUGCAAAGCUAAGGCUGACGCUGGAGGUGAAGAUGCUAUUUUACAAACAAGAACAUACGACCUGUACAUCACUUACGACAAAUAUUACCAGACACCACGGCUAUGGUUGUUUGGCUAUGAUGAGCAACGGCAGCCUUUAACAGUUGAGCACAUGUAUGAAGACAUCAGUCAAGAUCAUGUGAAGAAAACAGUGACCAUUGAAAACCAUCCUCAUCUCCCACCACCUCCUAUGUGUUCAGUUCACCCAUGCAGGCAUGCUGAAGUGAUGAAGAAAAUUAUUGAGACAGUUGCAGAAGGCGGGGGAGAGCUUGGUGUUCAUAUGUAUCUUUUAAUUUUUUUGAAAUUUGUUCAAGCUGUCAUUCCAACAAUAGAAUAUGACUACACAAGACACUUCACAAUGUAGUGGAGAGGCUAUAGAGUCUAUCCUAAUUACUGCUUCUGAUUUUUAAAGAAUUAAUACAUAGCUGUGACCAUUGACCAUAUUUACCAAUAAGAAUAAUUUCUCUAAUAAUGGGAUUAUAUGUUUAUGCAUUAAAUAAAAACUGUUCUACUACCAGCCUUAUUUGUUUAAUAAAAAUGUUUGUGAAGAGAUGUUUUCAUUUCCUGUCAGAAGGUUCUAGUAGGGUUUCCCCUGUCAGACGAUGAUUGCAGAGUCAGGGUGCUAUUGAACAUCUACCAGUGUCAGAACUAGCUCUAGAAAGUGUUCCAUGCCAGCCUGUGUGUCUCUCCCUACUCCAUUCCCAGCCUUGUCCUCUCCCUACAUCUGCUCUGUGCUUGUAGUUCAUGUUUCUGAAGUGCUAACUGUAUGCCAAGAAACAUGCUCAGAAACAUUACCUGUUUCAUGAUUUAUUGCCAUCACCCAGAUUACUUCUUAUUAACGAUAUGGGGAUGUUUUUCUUAACAUGAUUGUCAGUAGAAUAGUGGGACUUGAAGGGGAAUCUUUGCUUGUAUUGUGUCAGUUCAUAGAUCUGAAAAUGGGAGUUUAAAAAGCAGAUUUUUCUGAAACAUACUUUAAGCUGUGGAGGAGAAUCCUGAUCUUUGGUUUUGUUUUUUUAUUUGUUUUUAACCUUUGCCUAAAAUCCCUGUUAUGCCUCUCAGUCUCCAUAUUAGUCUGUGUCAAGUGUGAUAUCUUCCCUUGUCUUCCAUUUUGUUUACAUCAUCUAAGAAUAUCCCUCUUAAUUAAAAACUUUUGAAAAUGUC
Molecule: messenger RNA, 2013 nt
Organism: Mus musculus (house mouse)
Lineage: Eukaryota; Metazoa; Chordata; Mammalia; Rodentia; Muridae
Gene: Atg3
Product: autophagy related 3
Exons: 12
Coding region: 272-1216 (314 amino acids)
Biological process (GO): autophagosome assembly; protein ubiquitination; autophagy
Cellular component (GO): cytosol; cytoplasm; plasma membrane
Molecular function (GO): enzyme binding; Atg8-family conjugating enzyme activity; ubiquitin-like protein transferase activity
Source: RefSeq, marked validated